CCGACUUUGGUCCCGAGGUGAAGACCCACCGAAACCUCCACGUGCGUCAUUAUUUCACCCUCGAGUCCCUAUUCCUCCUCAACAUACCAUUCUCUACACCUAGAAUCCGUCGCAUCCGUUGCAUCUGCACACAUAUUACGCCCACAGCAUCCGCUUUAGGGCGCCGACCAAUCCCGCUUCCGGCUUUGUGGAACGUGCACCCUCGCUCACCAUCAUCUGGCAAAAGACAUCCCCACCAUAGAAAAGCAGACUGAAUUGGCAAUCCGUCUGGCCACCAGGCACCCUGCAGCCUCUCGGCGCCUGUACUCAGUAUAUACACCCGCCACCAUGGUGUCCUGUGGCUCCAGUACCGCUGUCAUGACCUCCUUCGAGGACCCCGUUGUCCACAACGGCUACGGUACCUUUUCCCGAGAGCAAAAGUCCCGCCGCCGCCAUUCUUCACACCACACCAACCAUGAGAGACCCUGGGGCGUGGAUUCGGAGAAUGUGCAGAUCAUGCUCGAAAAUUUCAUAACUGAGCUCGGCUGUCGCUUAGACUUCUUGGAAUCCUAUGGCCACCUCAAGUUCGACGCCGGUGUCGAAUAUGCCUACUCGACCCUCCACGCCGUUCGCGAAUCAUGCUCCAAGAUCUCCGAGGAUGCCAUUGAGGCAGGCAGGCGCCGUGCCGGUGUGUUUGUCGAGACCCUCGAGGAGAGGUACAAGGAUGCGCUUGCAUCCAAAGAGUCGUUUGAACAGAAGGUGCAGGAGGGCAUACGGCUGAUGGAGUCGUACUUGACCGACUUUGAGACCAGAGCCUAUGCGAUCCGCGACGCCGGCAUCGGAAGCGUAGCCCACGAGUUCUACACAGGCGGUCGGCGGCGAGUGGACGAAGGCUUGGAGCGUGCAAGAGAAGUGGUAGACGAAGGACUGGACAAGGCGCGGAAGGCGCGCGAAACCCUCGAGCUCACCAUCGAACAUGCCAUCGAGCGAGCCCUUGCCCGUGCAAAGGAACACGGCCUGAUCCAGUAUCACGACCUUCCCGACCCUUGGAAAAUCAACCCCCACAUCCUCAAAGGCUACCGCUUCUCCGAUGGCCCCUGGUCCUGCGUCCGCUCCGUCGUCUGCUUCCACAACGAAUUUUUCAACAUCUGGUCGCACGCCGUCGGUCUCGUGCUCGUCCUCGCCAUAGCCUUCUACUUCUACCCCCGCAACGUGAACUUCCACCUCUCCACCAACGCCGACGUCUUCGUUGCCGCCAUGUUCUUCUUCGCCGCCGCCAAGUGUCUCAUCUGCUCGACCAUCUGGCAUACGAUGAAUAGUAUCUCCCACCAGACCCUUCUUGAACGCUUCGCCUGCGUCGAUUACACUGGCAUCUCCUUCCUCGUCGCCUCCUCCAUCAUCACCACCGAAUACGCCGCCUUUUACUGCGAGCCCGCCUCCCGCUGGUUCUACAUGCUGACCACCAUGGGUCUGGGCAUCGCAGGCGUGAUCUUCCCCUGGCACCCUACCUUCAAUAAAGCGGAAAUGGCCUGGCUGCGCGUCUUCUUUUACGUUUCACUCGCACUCACCGGCUUCAUCCCCGUGUUCCAGCUCUCCAUGACGAGAGGUAUGGACUGGGCCAUUUACUUUUACGCGCCGAUAACGAAGAGCAUUCUCGUGUACUUCAUGGGGGCGUUGUUGUAUGCUUGCAAGGUGCCCGAGCGGUGGUUUCCGGGCAGGUUUGAUUAUGUGGGGUGUUCGCACAAUUUGUGGCACGUAGCCGUCCUUGGCGGCAUCCUCUUUCACUACACUGCCAUGCAGGACAUGUUCUCUCAAGCGCUGCAACGCGCGCAGUAUGCUUGUCCUGCGGUCCAUUAGCCUAGACUUCUUUCAACUUACCUUAGACUUUCCUUGUUAGAUUCUGUUAGACUUGAGAUUUGAUAUUGCAUAGCGUUGCGUUGUGUUAUAUGAUGCAUGGGCGGCGUUUUAGAGAUACUUCCCAGUUGGGGGUUUGUUUUGUCUUUGCAUAGAUUAUGCAAGAGGGGCAGGUAUGGAGAGAGAGAGAGAGAACGAGAGUAGAUAUUCGUAAGGCUUGCACGGCCAUGGCGCCGGAUGGCGAAGGGAUAUAAUCAUCACAUCAAUACCAAUCGUGGG
This is a messenger RNA of Westerdykella ornata, 2112 nucleotides long. Its product is annotated as IZH family channel protein-like protein. The transcript has 4 exons. Bases 328 to 1836 code for a protein of 502 amino acids. The record is from RefSeq and is a predicted model, not a curated record. Gene Ontology annotation, molecular function: signaling receptor activity. Gene Ontology annotation, cellular component: membrane. Lineage: Eukaryota; Fungi; Ascomycota; Dothideomycetes; Pleosporales; Sporormiaceae.